This is a messenger RNA of Oryza brachyantha (malo sina), 2029 nucleotides long. RefSeq names its product probable clathrin assembly protein At4g32285. Gene Ontology annotation, biological process: clathrin coat assembly; vesicle budding from membrane; clathrin-dependent endocytosis. The coding region runs from base 32 to 1804 and encodes 590 amino acids. The transcript has a single exon. Gene Ontology annotation, molecular function: 1-phosphatidylinositol binding; phosphatidylinositol-4,5-bisphosphate binding; SNARE binding. Gene Ontology annotation, cellular component: clathrin-coated vesicle; clathrin-coated pit. Lineage: Eukaryota; Viridiplantae; Streptophyta; Magnoliopsida; Poales; Poaceae. The record is from RefSeq and is a predicted model, not a curated record.
CCAUUGCCCAUUGCUCUGCGACUGCUUGGCCAUGUCGAUCCGCAAGGCGCUGGGCGCGGUCAAGGACCAGACCUCCAUCAGCAUAGCCAAGGUGUCCGCCGCCGUGGCACCGGAGCUCGACGUCGCCAUCGUCCGCGCGACGUCGCACGAGGACGCCCCCGCGGAAGACCGCCACGUCCGGGAGGUGAUCUCCCUCACCGCGCACUCCAGGCCGUACACCGCCGCCUGCGCCGCCUCCCUCGCGCGGCGGCUCUCCAGGACGCGCGACUACGUCGUCGCCGCCAAGUGCCUCGCGCUCGUCCACCGCCUCGUCGCCGACGGCGACCCGCACUUCCGCCUCGAGCUCCUCCGCCCCGUGGGGCGGCGCGGCGCGCCGAUGCUCGCGGCCCUCGCCGACUUCCGCGACGAGGCGCACUCCGCGUCGUGGGACCACUCCGCCUUCGUCCGUGCCUACGCGGACUACCUCGACCACCGCGCCCGCUUCCUCAUCUCCCUCCUCCCCGCGCCGCGCACCGUGCGCUUCGCCGACGAGAGAGGAUCGUCGCCGACGCCGGCGUCGUCGGUGCACGACAUGGACACCGAGGCGCUCCUCGGCCGCGCGCUCCAGCUUCGCCAGCUGCUCGAUCGCUUCCUCGCGUGCCGCCCCUCCGGCGGCGCCAGGAGCAGCCGCGUCGUGCUCGCCACGCUCUACGCGGUGGUCAAGGAGAGCACACAGCUCUGCUCCGACGUCGCCGUCGUGCUCGCCGUCCUCCUUGACCGCUUCUUUGACAUGGACUACCCCGACUGCGUAAAGGUCUUCGAGGCCCACGUCAGCACGGCCAAGCAAACCGACGAACUCCUCGCGUUCUACGCCUGGUGCGACGACGUCCGCCUCGCCCGCCCGGCCGACUUCGCCGACGUCAAGCGCAUCGACGACAAGCUCCUCGAGACACUCGAGCAGUUCGUCAGAGAGCGCGGAAGGGCAGGCCAGAGCUCGCCGCCUCCAUGGCAGCAGCAGCCUGCGCGCAGCGACGAUCCCUACCCCGACAUGAACGGCAUCAAGGCGCUCCCGGCGCCAGAGCAUCACGCCGCUGAGCCAUCGCGAUCGGCGGCGGAGAAAGUUGCACCGGUCGCCAAGAGGUCGCCGGAACAAGUGGCGCCACCGCAGACGGGUGACCUCGUCGACCUCAGGGAACCCGUGGGAGAUGACCAGGAGAACAAGCUCGCUCUGGCGCUCUUCUCGGGGCCACCGGUGGCGGACGGCGGGUGGGUUGCCUUCCCAUCGGACGACGCCCCCGAGGUGACGUCGGCAUGGCAGACGCCGGCGGUGGAGCCAGGCAAAGCGGACUGGGAGCUGGCGCUGGUGGAGACGGCGAGCAACCUGUCGCGUCAGAAGGCGUCCAUGGGCGGCGGGCUGGACCCGCUGCUGCUCCACGGGAUGUACGACCAGGGCGCCGUCCGGCAGCAGGUGGGCGCGCAGGCGGCGACGGGGAGCGCGAGCAGCGUGGCGGUGCCGCGCCACGGUCACGGCGCGGCCGCCCCCGUCCUGGCGCUGCCGGCGCCCGACGGCACCGUGCACACGGUCGGCGGCGACCCGUUCGCCGCGUCGCUGGCCGUGCCGCCGCCGGCGUACGUGCAGAUGGCGGAGAUGGAGAGGAAGCAGCAGCUGCUGGUGCAGGAGCAGCAGAUGUGGGCGCACUACCGGCAGGGCGGCAUGCAGGGGCAGGUCGCCAUGGACAGGCUCGCCGCCGGCGGCGGCGCCAUGCCGAUGCAGAUGCCGAUGCAGUACGGGAUGCCCAUGGCGUCGUACAGUGGCUACUACUGAGCUAGCAAGAUGCCAUGACCUGCCGCCAUUGAUGACAUCGAGAGAGAGAGAGAGAGAGUUGAUGAGGUUGUGAAUAAGGAGUAAUCCUCUCUUGCGAGAUUGAUUCGAUUCGUCAAGAGAAGCGAUGAACUUGCUGAUGUGUCCUACUAUACCUGUAAUUAGUAUUUGCGAUUACACAGUGUACAUGAAUGCAAAAUUCAGUUUUGGCGAGCGAUUAUCUAGCUC